GUGAUUGACGCCACAAAUAUGGGCAAUUUUGCACGGUUCAUAAACCAUUCGUGUCAGCCGAAUUGCUACGCGAAGGUGGUUGUGGUGGAUGGUGAGAAACGUAUUGUGAUCUAUAGUAAGACACAGAUCGAGAAGGGUGACGAGAUCACCUACGAUUAUAAGUUCCCGAUUGAGGACGACGACAAGAUCGAUUGCUUGUGUGGUGCACCGCAGUGUCGUGGCACUCUUAAUUGA
Molecule: messenger RNA, 234 nt
Organism: Anisakis simplex (herring worm)
Lineage: Eukaryota; Metazoa; Nematoda; Chromadorea; Rhabditida; Anisakidae
Source: the annotation of a GenBank genome assembly